Cylicocyclus nassatus is the source of this 1379-nucleotide messenger RNA. NCBI's taxonomy places the organism in Eukaryota, Metazoa, Nematoda, Chromadorea, Rhabditida, Strongylidae. The record is from the annotation of a GenBank genome assembly.
CUUGCAUUGCUAAUGGCGUCUUUGUGUAAGGGCCAUUUGGCCGCAGUGAUCGAUUGCCGGUUUAUCCUUUCCUCUUCAGAAUCUGGAUCUCCAUGCAAGGAUGUCUUUGUCCAUCUGGAUUCUGUUGCUGAUCAGCUGUACAAUAGCGAUCGAUCCAGAAUGUUACAUGACAGUGCCAGAGAUUGCCAGAUAUUACGGUUACAAAUCAGAGGUGCACCUAGUACGAACCAAGGACGACUACAUCCUUGAACUACAUCGGAUAAAGAGUGCUAAAAAUGGAGACAAACCGGUAAUCUUUCUUCAACAUGGACUAUUCGGUGAUGGAUCGAAUUGGACACCAAACUUGGCUAAUGAAUCAGCAGCAUUCGUGUUUGCCGACGCCGGUUUCGAUGUGUGGAUUGCGAAUUCGCGUGGAACUCCGCCCUCACAAAAACAUGUUGGUUAUGGACCCGACGACAUCCGUUUCUGGAAUUUCACAUGGCAGGACAUGUCUUCAUACGAUCUACCGGCUUGCAUCAACUACGUUUUGCACGAAACUGGAGAGAGCCAAUUAUAUUACGUCGGACACUCGCAAGGCACUAUUAUGAUGUUCGCAAAACUUGCCGAAGACCCAGAAUUUAGCAAGAAGAUUCGCCAAUUCUUUGCGCUUGCACCUGUCGCUACCGUAUCGCAUAUAGGAGGCCUCUACAAGAUCUUUGGCCAUUACCUUAUGGAUUUUGCAGACUUCCUUCUGCACCGAAUCCCAAACACACCGCUGGCAUUGCCGAAACUGCUACAAAAAGUCGUGAGCCUAUUUUGCAACCUACCAAAGGCACAAGCAAUCUGUACGCUCGACAUAGGAUUUAUUGAUGGCAGGGAACACAUGCUGAAUAAGAGUAGAAUUGGAGUUUAUCUUUGCCAUAUUCCAGCGGCUACGUCUUCCAAAAAUUUGCUACAUUGGGUGCAGGUAGUCAGGUCUCGAAAAUUCGAGAAAUUUGACUAUGGCGAAAGUGGAAACCUGGCUGAAUAUGGAACUAAGUUUCCACCCACCUACAAUCUGAGCAAAAUUGAUACACCAACUUUCCUGUACUGGAGCAAGGACGACAUCCUAGCUGAUACAGAUGACAUUAGAGACACGAUAAUCUCAGCAAUGAAUGAAACAAUACGCGGAAGCUACGAUUUGCCGCACUACAGCCAUCUUGACUUCGUCUUCGGAAUCAACGCCACCGUCGAUGUCUAUAGGCCAAUCAUACGAGAGAUCGAAAAUGAUUUCCACAAACAGAUGAUGCUUCGAAAUAAUCGAAUCUAUCGCUAGCGAAAAUUGCUCUCCGCUCCACAUGUACGGAUCUCUUUGUGGGCGGAGCCUGCUGUACACACCUAAUAUUCUCCCAAAUUAUGCC